CAAGCGUUGAGAUGAAGGAGGCGGAGCCGAGCGGCGCCACGGUGCGCAGGCGCAGCCGUCGGUGGGUCGGUGCUCUGUCGCCUGAGAGAUCUUGAAAUCCCAGGCACGUCCUCCUGUGGCUCAAGAUGGACAACAAGAAGCGCCUGGCCUACGCCAUCAUCCAGUUCCUGCACGACCAGCUGCGGCACGGCGGGCUCUCUUCUGAUGCCCAGGAGAGCCUGGAAGUUGCCAUUCAGUGCUUGGAGACGGCGUUCGGGGUGACAGUGGAUGAUAGCGACCUUGCGCUCCCCCAGACCCUGCCGGAGAUAUUUGAAGCAGCUGCUUCAGGCAAGGAGGCGCCACAGGACCUGAAGACCCCUGAGCGGACCCCGCCUUCCGAGGAGGACUCAGCUGAGGCGGAGCGCCUCAAAACCGAAGGGAAUGAGCAGAUGAAGGUGGAAAACUUCGAGGCCGCUGUGCACCUGUACGGCAAGGCCAUUGAGCUGAACCCCGCCAAUGCCGUGUACUUCUGUAACAGAGCGGCAGCCUACAGCAAGCUGGGGAAUUACACAGGCGCUGUGCAGGAUUGCGAGCGUGCCAUCUGCAUCGACCCAGCCUACAGCAAGGCCUACGGCCGCAUGGGCCUGGCACUGUCUAGCCUGAACAAACACGCGGAGGCUGUGGCCUACUACAAGAGGGCUCUGGAGCUGGACCCCGACAAUGAGACCUACAAGUCCAACCUCAAGAUAGCAGAGCUGAAGCUCCGGGAGGCCCCCAGCCCUACGGGCAGCGUGGGCGGCUUUGACAUUGCUGGCCUGCUGAACAACCCAAGCUUCAUAAACAUGGCAUCAAGUAUAAUGAACAGCCCCCAACUCCAGCAGCUCAUGUCCGGGAUGAUUUCAGGCAACCACAACCCUUUGGGGACCCCCGGCACCAGCCCUUCACAGAACGACCUGACCAGCCUCAUCCAGGCGGGCCAGCAGUUCGCACAACACAUGCAGCUGCAGAACCCCGAGUUCAUUGAGCAGCUGCGCAGCCAGAUGCGCAGCCGGACUCCCAGUGCCAGCAACGAUGAGCAGCAGGAGUAACAGGCAGCCGUGCCAGUGCCAUCCCAUCCUUCCCAGCUGACAGGAGCCUUCCUGUGUUUUGCCAUUUUCUCCCAUCGGGCUGCUCGGAAAAGCAGACAGUGAAGUCGGGCCUGCACGUUAGGAUGGACCCUGCUGUCCCUGCCCUACUGCCCCUUCGUCCCUCCAUGGCCCAAGCCCUUUCUGAGGAAACAGCCAGCAGGCCCAGUGCCGACCAGCAGCAACCUUCCUCCUGGCCCCAAGAGCUCUGCAGUCACUGAGUUGGGCCCCCUGUAGUCCCUGCCGCCCUUUGAUCUGUCCUCAAGGACUUUGAGAGCCACCCUGACCUCGCAACCUGGGGCAAGCUCACUGCCAGCCCCAGCUUGGGUGCCCAGCCUGGACCUCAUGUGCCCCACCCAAGGGCCUCAAGCUGCAGCGCCUGAUGCGACUCCUGCCCUGGGACACCCUGCAGCCCAGUGUGUGGACAGGCUCGCUCCCUGCAGUCCUCACAACCAACAGCUCAGCACAGCCUCUAGCCUGUGCAGAGGGACCUGCUCUGGCUCCUCUGUGUCCCCUCCUGUCCUGCUGCAGGCAGGGACCCUUCGGCUCACAGAGCAUGGGAGCUGCUUCUGGAGGAACAGCUCCUGGCAAGUGUGGCCCUCGCAGACAUCCCUGUGACCUUGUUGGCUCCUGUGCCACUGGACAGACAGACCUGAGUCAGGGUCUCGGGCUGAAUGUGAGGCAGCAGCGGUGUGUGUCAUAGGAGGUGGUGGCCGUCACCGCAGCCCUCACCAUCUGGACGUGGCAAGCCUGUCGCGUCUGCUGGAACUGUGGGGAAUAAACAGACCUGGUGACCUCUCA
Molecule: messenger RNA, 1904 nt
Organism: Octodon degus (degu)
Lineage: Eukaryota; Metazoa; Chordata; Mammalia; Rodentia; Octodontidae
Gene: Sgta
Product: small glutamine rich tetratricopeptide repeat containing alpha
Exons: 12
Coding region: 126-1067 (313 amino acids)
Biological process (GO): post-translational protein targeting to endoplasmic reticulum membrane
Cellular component (GO): membrane; TRC complex
Molecular function (GO): molecular adaptor activity; protein binding
Source: RefSeq, a predicted model, not a curated record